AGUGAACAUAAACGAGAACAACAAACACAACGUGUGAUGACAAAUUUAUCAAACAAACUGCUUAUGUUUUCAUCGGUGUAAUCAUUGAUAUGUUAUAUAAUUCAUUAAAUACCAAAUGUAGAUCAUAAAUUCCUGAAUAUUAAGUGUUAAUUAAUUUGCAGCGUUAGUUUUUAGUGUUUUUUGUCUAACAGGGUCAUUUAAGACCAUUAACUCUGUUAAUUAUUCUAUUCUUAAAGAUGGAGUUUAUUAAAGAGGAGAGUGAAGAAAUUAAGAUGAAAGAUGAGACUGAAGACAUGAAGAUUGAAGAAACAUUCAGAGUGAAACAUGAAGAAACUGAGGAACAAACAGACCUAAUGACACUGAAAGAGGCGAAUCAUGAACUUAAUGAAAGGGAAGAGGAGAAAAAACAUUAUGAUAAACAUAAUGAUUUCUUGACUGGGGAAAGAUCAACGCAGGCUAAAAGUUCUUCUUUACGAAAAAGAGCUCAAAAGACAGGAACUAAAAGUUAUUUCACCAGCCAACAGUGUGGAAAGAGUUUCACAUGUGAAGGAAGCCUUAAAGUCCACAUGAGAAUUCAUACUGGAGAAAAGCCUCAUACCUGCAAACAAUGUGGAAAGAGUUUCAGUCAAAAAGGAAACCUUAAAAUCCACAUGAGAAUUCACACUGGAGAAAAGCCUUUCACCUGUCAACAGUGUGGAAAGAGUUUCACUGUAAAAGGAAAUCUUAUAUACCACAUGACAACUCACAGUGGAGAAAAGCCUUACACCUGCACUCUGUGCGGGAAUGGCUUCAAACGGAAACGAGACCUUAGGAAACACAUGAAUAUUCACACUGGAGAGAAUCCAUUUACAUGUGAUCAGUAUGGAAAGCAUUUCAGAUUUAAAGACCUAAUGGCACUAAAAGAGGCGAGUCAUGAUCUUAAUGAAAGGAAAGAGGAGAAAGAACAUUACGAUAAACAUCAUGAUUUCAUGAUUGGAGAAAGAUUGACACAGGCUAAAAAGUCUUCCUCACAAAAAAGAGCUCAAAAGACAAGAACUAAAAGUUAUUUCACCUGCCAACAGUGUGGAAAGAGUUUUGACCAACAUAGAAACUUUCAAGACCACUUGAGAGUUCACACUAGAGAGAGCCCCUUCACUUGCCAACAGUGUGGACAGAGUUUUACAUAUAAAGGAAACCUUAAAGUCCACAUGAGAGUUCACACUGGAGAAAAGCCUCAUACCUGCAAACAAUGUGGAAAGAGUUUUACUGUAAAAGGAAGCCUUAAAGCCCACAUGAGAGUUCACACUGGAGAAAAGCCUUACACCUGCAAACAAUGUGGAAAGAGUUUCAGUCAAAAAGUAAGCCUUAAAAUCCACAUGAGAAUUCACACUGGAGAAAAGCCUCACACCUGCAAACAAUGUGGAAAGAGUUUCAGUCAAAAAGGAAGCCUUGAAAUCCACAUAAGAAUUCACACUGGAGAAAAGCCUUACGCCUGUCAAGAGUGUGGAAAGAGUUUCACUGCAAAAGGAAGUCUUAUAAACCACAUGAGAAUUCACACUGGAGAAAAGCCUUACACCUGCACUCUGUGCGGGAAAGGCUUCACACGGGAACAAGGCCUUAGGAAACACAUGGAUAUUCACACUGGAGAGAAGCCAUUUAUGAUGUGAUCAGUGUGAAAAAAGUUUCAGAUUUAAAGGUGACCUUAAGUGCCACAUGAGGAAUUCACUCAAAAGAGAACUCUUUUAGAAGUCGUCACUGUGGAAAGAGCAGAGGUGUAAAGAGUAUCUGAAAACCACACUUGAGUAAAAGUACAUAUACCUGACAGCAAAAAUUACUCCCAUUACAAGUUAAAAGUGACAUUCUAAUACAACUCAAGUAAAAAUCUUGGAUUUUUUUUUUUUAUCUGUAUUUUUUUUUAUCUGUAUUUUACUCAUCUGUAUUUUACUCAUGCUAAAUGUAGGCUCAAAGACUAGUCCUCGACACCUGAGAGAAAUGCCAGUAAAAAUAAACAAUUGAUUUGAUUCAUGAGAAAUCAUGUUUAUUUUCUAAAAUCAAAAUAAAACUGAACACCUCAACAUUGCAAUAAAUCAAGGUUGACACAACAGGCACGAUUCGUCAACAGAAAAUACGUGCAAGUCCUCUGCCCUCUUGAUGGAGGUCAAUGCAACUAGGAGUACUUUCUUAAGGGUCUUUCUUAAAGACUCCUCGUCCUCCCUGACCUUGCACAGAAGCUGUGCGAGCAGGCUCACUGGGGGAAAUGCAAACUUGCAUAGACCCCGGGGCCAGCUGUGAGCCAGUGCAUCUGUGCCAAGAGUGCCCUUGGUAAGGGAGUAAAACAACUGGCAAUGGGCUGUGUCCGGGGGGCAAACGGAUCUGUCUGAGCGGUCUAAACCACUGCCAAAUCAGUUGGACCACCUGGGGAUGGAAUCUUCAUUCUCCUGGAAGUGGAGGCUGCUGUGAGAGCUCAUCGGCUGCACUGUUGAGCACACCUGGGAUGUGAAUGGCACAAAACGAUCUCAGAUACUUCUGUCUCCAAAAGAGGAAAUGGCGGGCAAGUUGCGACAUGCAACAGGAGCGUAGACCGUCCGGGUGGUUGAUUUAUGCAACGGUUGCAGUGCUGUCAGAACGGACCAGUACAUUCUUGACUGUUAACAGCUCUUUAUGUAAGGUUGUGGGCUGUAUUCCUCUCCUUCAGGUCGCCCAUCUCAGGUCCACCUGGCUCAGCUGCGGGCGGGGCACCGCGUCCUGCUGUCUGCCGGGUGGAGGCUGCUGCUUUGCGGUCUUAACGGGCGGAGGACAGUGCAUACUGGUGCCCUCGGUGAUGAGCAGGCGGAGUUACUGCAGGGCAGGAUGUGCUUAAUAGCCUCUGUCUGCUUCUGCACAGUCAAGAGCUUUACCCAGCAGCACUCGACCAUGCAGAAGCAGACAUUGGCGAAUAGGCCAACCUGUGAUACGGGGGACUCCAGGAACUGAUAUUUACCGGUCUCCUUCAUGUCUGCCAGGUUCAAGAGUGGCCUUUGCUUGACCAACUCAUCACCUCAUCACCUUAGUCGCCUGGAGAGCGAGGUUGGUGGCGGUUCUCAGCUUCCCCGGAAGCUGUUUAUUAAGACUAUCCUGGGUCAUUUCCAUGAGCGCCUUGGCUUGAUAGACCUGAAGCAGCGCCAUGGCAUGCAGGACAGAGGCUGCCUGUCCACAGGUUCUGUAAGCUUUCUCCGUCAGGUUAAAUGAGAAUUUACAGGCCCGGGAUGGGAGACACUGUUCAUCCCGCCAGCUGACGACUGUCGGACACAAUUGCAUCGCGACAGUGCACUCAACUACGUACCCCUUAGUCCUCCAGAGGACUCUGGCUCACCUUCCUAUGCCGCAAUUGACAUCUGUUCAUCAACAGGUGCGCCGGAGGAAACAACUGGUCACUCCACAGAGAGACCAGUAUGAUCCUCCAGCAGCACCACUGGCUGCUGUGUGGGGUUUAGGGGCCCACGGUGAAGUUCUAGGUGGGGAAGCCCUAACAGUAAUCCUCAGGUCACCAUGCCUACACACUGCACUACUGCCUUCCUGGCGUGAACUAGAAAAAAACAGCAGAACAGGGCAUAGGGGAGGGGACUCCCACCCCCUGAGAAUCAAGGAACGAGAAUCUAGACCUCAACACUGAGACAGUCAUAUUCGCACAAUGCAAAUAUGAACUAUCCACAAAAGCAUGCUGAAUGCCAAGGCAUGUGAUGCAGCGAUUGUGACAGUCAGCAGGGACCAGGGAAUGACUGCAUCCAAUAAUGCAGAGACAGAAUGAAAAAUAAGCAGUGUCUGUCUGUGAAACUCUUUUAGAAGGGAAGAGAUAGCUCUUUAUGUUGUGCUGAAGCACACAGGGGAUCAGCUGCGGUGUGACUGAGGUACACACUGAUCGCCUACAGUCAACACACACAGAGAGGAACCGGCCCAAAUCACAAACCAACCAAAACAAAAACAGCUUGCUGUGAAAACAGCAGAUUAGAGCUCUGUAAAGCUCAUGGCCACCAUUGUAAAGUGCUUUAACACACUUUACUUGUGUAGUGAAUUUUGCUCCAUUCACUGGUGACAUUGUGAUUUUUGAUUGUGUGUCACUUCAGAUGUGGUUAUGAGUGUAUCAGAUGACCCCUCCCUCCUUUGUAAUAUGGGGAACCAGUUAAGAGUAAUAUCUUAACAAUUUAAGAACACUCCAAAAGAGCUGUUCAAUUAAUUCAGAAUUAAUAUAAAAUGGAGGGAGUCGGUCAACUAGUAGAGUCUUUGAUCGUCAACACAAGGAAGACACAGUUAUAAUAAAAUCAAUAAAAUGUAUUACCAAUA
Messenger RNA from Megalobrama amblycephala (Wuchang bream), 4299 nucleotides. Its product is annotated as gastrula zinc finger protein XlCGF57.1-like. The coding region runs from base 237 to 1646 and encodes 469 amino acids. The record is from RefSeq and is a predicted model, not a curated record. Lineage: Eukaryota; Metazoa; Chordata; Actinopteri; Cypriniformes; Xenocyprididae. Gene Ontology annotation, biological process: regulation of transcription by RNA polymerase II. The transcript has 3 exons. Gene Ontology annotation, cellular component: nucleus. Gene Ontology annotation, molecular function: DNA-binding transcription factor activity, RNA polymerase II-specific; RNA polymerase II transcription regulatory region sequence-specific DNA binding.